This is a messenger RNA of Oenanthe melanoleuca, 2114 nucleotides long. It is a transcript of the gene CASQ2, whose product is annotated as calsequestrin 2. Gene Ontology annotation, biological process: regulation of cardiac muscle contraction by regulation of the release of sequestered calcium ion. The coding region runs from base 272 to 1492 and encodes 406 amino acids. The record is from RefSeq and is a predicted model, not a curated record. Gene Ontology annotation, molecular function: calcium ion binding. The transcript is spliced from 11 exons. Lineage: Eukaryota; Metazoa; Chordata; Aves; Passeriformes; Muscicapidae. Gene Ontology annotation, cellular component: sarcoplasmic reticulum lumen.
GACACAGCUAUGUAAGGUAUCCAGGGCUUGGCCUGACAGCUUCUCCCGUCUGUCUCCCUCUUUGUUGUGAGUACAAGACAGCAAAGAUUGCUGCUCUCCACCAGCCUUGCAGUGUUUGGGCUCAACACUAGGAAAGCAGCAGAGAGAAACUUAGAGAAACUAAGAGAAACUUAGCUUGAACUUCACCUGGAGUCUUUGGUCUCCCUCUCUUCUCAAAUUAAGAAAGGGGGGGAUAUUUACCCACCCUUUGCUGCACUCCAAGAGUGCCCCUAUGAAGGCAAUUUGCUGGAUCCUGGCAGGUUUUUACCUGCUUUUCUGCUGCAAGGCAGAAGAGGGACUGAACUUCCCUACUUACGAUGGGAAAGACCGAGUGAUUGACCUGAACGAGAAGAAUUACAAGCAGGCACUGAAGAAGUAUGACAUGCUCUGCCUGCUCUUCCAUGAGCCUGUGAGCUCUGACAAGGUCUCCCAGAAGCAGUUCCAGAUGACAGAGAUGGUCCUGGAGCUGGCAGCUCAGGUCUUGGAGCCCAGGAGCAUUGGCUUUGGGAUGGUGGACUCCAAGAAGGAUGCCAAGCUUGCCAGAAAGUUAGGCUUGGUUGAAGAGGGAAGUCUCUAUGUCUUUAAGGAUGAGCGGUUGGUUGAAUUUGAUGGGGAAUUGUCUGCAGAUGUCUUGGUGGAAUUCCUCUUGGAUUUGCUAGAGGACCCCGUGGAGGUCAUAAACAGCAAGCUGGAGCUUCAGGCCUUUGACCAGAUUGACGACGAAAUCAAACUCAUCGGCUACUUCAAGGGAGAAGACUCAGAACAUUUCAAGGCAUUUGAAGAAGCUGCUGAACAAUUCCAGCCCUACAUCAAGUUCUUUGCCACCUUUGACAAAGGGGUUGCCAAGAAGCUAGGCCUAAAACUGAACGAGGUGGACUUCUAUGAACCGUUUAUGGAUGAGCCUGUUCACAUCCCUGAUAAGCCUUACUCAGAAGAGGAGCUGGUUGAUUUUGUGAGAGAGCACAGAAGGGCCACCUUGAGGAAGUUGCGCCCAGAGGACAUGUUUGAGACAUGGGAGGAUGACAUGGAAGGUAUCCACAUCGUAGCCUUUGCUGAAGAAGAUGAUCCAGAUGGUUUUGAGUUCCUGGAAAUCCUGAAGCAGGUUGCCAGGGACAACACUGAUAAUCCCGACCUGAGCAUUGUCUGGAUUGACCCUGAUGACUUUCCUUUGCUCAUCACUUACUGGGAGAAGACCUUCAAGAUCGACCUGUUCAGACCACAGAUCGGGGUGGUGAACGUCACAGAUGCUGACAGCAUCUGGAUGGACAUCAGAGAUGAUGAUGACCUGCCCACAGCCGAGGAGCUGGAGGACUGGAUAGAGGAUGUGCUUUCUGGAAAGAUAAAUACAGAAGAUGAUGAUGACGAUGAAGAUGACGAUGAUGAUGACGAUGAUGAUGAUGAUGACGACGAUGACGACGACGACGACGACGAUGAUGAGGAUGAUGAUGACUAACUGUGACUCUGUGCAGUUUGACUUGUGGGGCCCAAGAGCCCUCGCCCUGAAGCAGGUCCCUCCACUUCCACUGGAAGACCUAUGUUUGAGCAUCAGCAAGCACCGCUGCUCCUCUUUUUCCCCGGCCCCGCUCCCCCUGCCCUCACCCUUGCUGGGACCCCCUCGCCUGAUUCCCAGCGGUGCUGAGCCACCAGGACUGCCCCUGCGGAGGGUAGCACCUGCAGGCACCCAGCACCACUGCAAAUCAUGCCUCCUUAGUCGGGACAGUAGGAAUCUUCAGGGAAUCUGCCCCGAGUGUCCCAGGGCAGGAGAAAAGUGCCUGCCUGCUUGCUGCCAGAGGGAUGCAGGGAGCCAGUUUGUAUUUUCUGUGUUCAUCAGCCCAGCACUUAACAUCCAAAGACCAAAUCUCACUUCAAGACAUAGGGAAAACCGUAACUGUAAAGUUUAGCUCUUUUAUUAAACACGAUGCCCUUUGCAGCUACUCUGCCAAGACCACUCAAUCCUGCAAGUUCUGCUGUGGGAGUCUGUAGCUACUCCCUAACAUGCUGAGAGCCAGAAAAAUGCUUUGGGAGGGGAGGGAGGUUCUAGGGAUGCUAUUAAAGUGUUCAGUGAUUCCACAUAA